AUGUUCGCCGACAGCACGUUGAUGAGCCCCGACUUUGACGAGGAGGCGUACCUGCGCUACGCCCUCCACGCCUCCAACUGCCAGGCUGAGCAGGCGCGUCUCGCGUCCUGCGCCAAGGCCGUGCGGGAGGAGGUGCACAAGAUACUCUCGGAGAACGCGGAGGACAUGCUGCAGCAGGUCACGGCCGCCUGCCGAGCGCAGCGCGACGUGGUGGCGGUGCGGCAAGCCACUGCCUCCCUCGUGAGCUCCACGAGUAGGCUGCGGCACACCGUGCAGGAGCCGUACCGUGUCAUCAACGCGAACAUCACAAAGUUGCAGAACACGAGCCUCGCCUUAACGACAUUGCGGAGUGUUCUGAAGUUUGUCGGCCUCACCACGCGUCUGAAGAGUCAGCUCCCGCAAGACCUUGCCCGGGCCUCUCGCACGCUGCGGGAGGUGGAAGAGCUUCUUCAGAUCAGUGACCUCAAGGGGAUCGAGGUGGUGGACGCCCGCAUGGACGCCGUGGAGCGCGCGGCAGUCACCAUUCGCACCAAGGCCCAGGAAAUGCUGCGGCGUGGGGAUGCGCAGGACGCGUCGGGUGUGGCCAUUUCCUUGCAGUGCCUCUUUACUCUGGGGAGUCUUCCUCGGGUACUCGGCACCCUCAUGACGGAGCAGAAGCGUGAGGUGAUACGCACGCUGAUGCGGGAACUGGACCUGCAAUCCAUGAUCGACGAGGCGAGCCAUGGAACCGGCACCACCGCCAACGAUGCCAACCUGCGCACGCGUGAGGUUCUCUUCACACACAUCAAAUCAGCCCUCGCGAGCGUGUCGCAGCACACCCAGGUGGUGGUCGCUGUCUGGCGCGUCCUGGUGAAAAGGGCGGAUCCCACCACGCACACGCCGUACCUUAGCGCAGUGGAAAACCCGACCCUGAUGCUAGGUGAUUACUGGCAAGUUGUCAUGGAGAAGCUCAGGGAGCGGCUACAGGCAGUUCAGAAGCGUCCCAGCUUCCUCGCAGCCCUGGCCGCGGACGUGAUGCACUACCAGAGUCUACUCAACGGAUUCCUAGGCGGCAUGGAUGGGCUCCUGCAGAUACUGGAUCGCCUUGUGGAGCAUGACGCGGUUGCGGCGAAGCAAACGACUGCUGGGUCAUCGCCAUUUGCCAAAAAAUUACCUUCCACUUCUACUAGCGCUACUGCCGCUGCCUCCGAAGGGUUGAAGCGGGUUUGGCUUUCCCAGGUCACGCAGGAGGUGGAUGAGCGCUUUGCCGCGCAAGUGCUAGACCGCCAUCGUGAGCGACUGCAUCACAUACUCUCAAGACUUCAGUCUAUCCUUCCAACCGCGGGCGGGCGCACGACGGUAAGUGUCGUUGUUGAUCUUCAACGACCCGAGGUCCCUGCGGCAGCCCGUGCCUUGGAUACACGCGCGUACACCAUCUUGGCGACACAGGAUGUGGCGAUGUACCGGCAAAAUCCUCACACGCUUUCCAUAGUGUUGGACUGCAUCCUCCAGUGUCUCACCGCCUUUAUGCAGCCAGUUACGGGGGCGACGGGGAAAUGGCCACUUCCGCCACUUCCCGCUGUGUCUGGUGAGGCGACUGUGUCGCAGCUGCUCCACAUUUGCGUCAGCAAUGCAUGUACGCUGCUUUGUAAUGAUUUGACGGCGUUACUGGCGUCGCUCCCAGAGUGUGAGCUCUUUGCCGCGGGUGCCAUUAUGAACGGGCGAUGGGCUCCCACCGGCCUGGGAGGCGAGGAGCUGGAGGAGAGGCAGACAGCUGCCUCCAGUGAGCAGGAAUCGGUGCUGGACAAGUACCACCAGCUCCGUGGUUUUGCCAAGGAGUUUACGUCCAUGAGUGAGCAGGUUGUGCAGCCCUUCUUUAGGUCUGCGGCGGUGCUGCUUCUGGACUCCGUUUUAAUGUGCGUGGACGGGACAGCCGAGCAGGCGGCGGCAGGCGUAGGACAGCUACAUAGCCAAAUGCGACACUUCAUGUCUCACUUUUAUUACCUGUUUGAGCCACAAACUCCCACGUUGGAUGAACAAUCCAGGCGACUCACAAAUAGACUCCUUGCGAGACUCAUCGUUGCUGUCGCUUUGGUGUAUCCCUUUACGACAAGCACGCAGCAGCACCUGGUGAACUGCCUGCAACAAAUUACACGCGUGGUGCUGUCCUUUGGGCCGGCAUUUACGCAUGGAACAGUUGCUCGCAGCACCAUGGCGCUGAAGGGGCAGCUGCAUCAACUGGCAGUGUGGUACAGCCUGCCGGAGGAGGUGGGCGAGAGGCCAGUGGGGGAAUGGUACAACAUCCUGCAGACACUCCCCCCCAUCGUGACCCGCUUGUUGCUGCUGCAGCGCGUUCUUCGCUCCUCCAGUAAGGUCAAGAAGCCAUACACCUCAAUGGGACUGACUUCAGGAGGGUUUAUGGAGCUUCUGGAGUCUAUCGUGCUGGAGCAGCUCCACACCAACGACGUUCCACCACGCGCCCUCGCCGACGCAAGUGGCGGAUCGCCAGAAUUGACGAGGUUGGGGGAGGUGUUGGGCGCCGUGGAGCGGUGCUUCCACGAGACCGCGGCGGCGUCGCGUGAAGACGCCGUUCGAGGGCCGACCACGCAGUGGAUGGAAAACCUCUGGGCGCUGCUGAAAGCCUGA
Molecule: messenger RNA, 2625 nt
Organism: Trypanosoma conorhini
Lineage: Eukaryota; Euglenozoa; Kinetoplastea; Trypanosomatida; Trypanosomatidae
Product: putative conserved oligomeric Golgi complex subunit 5-like
Exons: 1
Coding region: 1-2625 (874 amino acids)
Biological process (GO): intra-Golgi vesicle-mediated transport
Cellular component (GO): COG complex
Source: RefSeq, a predicted model, not a curated record